GGAGUUCCUAGUCUGGUCUGUCACCUUGACAACAUUGGCCCAAUGACAGCCCGCACGCGAACUAGGCCAGCCAAUCAGAGGCGGCCGCUAAAGCUGCAUGUCAUUUCUGCUCCGCUUUGCUACCUGCAGCGUGUUUUGUUUGUCUGUCUGCCGUGAAAAUCUCUCGGACCGCUGGCUGGAGCCAAACACGGGACGUCUCGCCCCACUUCCCGCUCAUGAGGACCCCAGGAGCCGCGGAGGAGACGCGGAGCGGGCUUCUGUGAAGUCAGGUGCCGCUGGAUGAGAGGGUCUGACUAGGCAUUAUUUUCUACCCGGUGACAGAGGCAGAAGCAGCGGCGCAUCCUUCUCCCCUCCCUUCCCUGCUCCUCUGCUGCCCUCCACGGCCGCCGCAGUCCACCAGCCAUGGCCCUGGUGACUCUGCAGCGAUCUCCCACCCCUAGUGCGGCAUCCUCGGCCAGCAGCAGCGCGGGGGAGGAUUUUGGAAGUGAUGAUGACAGGAAAAAUAAUCAGAGCAUCAGUGAAAGCUUCUUCAUGGUCAAAGGAGCUGCCCUCUUUCUCCAGCAGGGCGGCAACACACAGGGACCAAAGACUCCGACUCACCACAAGCAUGCAGGUGAUUUACCUCAACAUCUGCAGGUGAUGUUCAAGAUCCUGCGGUCUGAAGAUCGCAUCAAGCUGGCUGUGCGUUUGGAAAGCGGAUGGUCAGAGCGCGUGCGUUACAUGGUUGUUAUCUACACUAACGGCCAUCAAGACACGGAAGAAAACAUUGUUUUGGGAAUGGAUUUUCCAGACAAGGACAGUAAAAACUGCUCCAUUGGGAUGGUCCUGCCUCUGUGGAGUGAUGCCAACAUUCAUCUAGACGGAGAUGGAGGCUUCAGCGUGAACACAGCAGGCCGGUCACAUGUCUUCAAACCCGUUUCUGUGCAGGCUAUGUGGUCUGCCCUGCAGGUCCUCCAUAAGGCAUGCGAGGUGUCCCGCCGGUUCAACUACUUCCCAGGAGGCAUUGCUCUUACGUGGAUGGCGUUCUAUGAGAGCUGCAUCACCUCAGAGCAAAGCUUCAUCAAUGAGUGGAACGCAAUGACUGACCUGGAGACCACCAGGUCCGAUUCCCCCAACAUGUUCGUCGAUGGACCAACAGAGCGAGAAAGAACAGAGUGUCUUAUCAAGUCCAAACUUCGCAACAUCAUGAUGUUUCAAGACUUGGAGAACAUCACGUCAAAGGAGAUCCGUAAUGAGCUGGAGCAGCACAUGAGCUGCAACCUCAAAGAGUACAAGGAGUUCAUCGACAACGAGAUGCUCCUGAUCCUGGGUCAGAUGGAUAAAGCCACACUCAUCUUUGACCACGUUUAUUUGGGUUCUGAGUGGAACGCCUCCAACCUUGAAGAACUACAAAACUGCGGAGUCGGUUACAUUCUGAACAUUACCAGAGAGAUUGACAACUUCUUCCCAGGGAUGUUUUCCUAUCACAACAUCCGCGUGUACGACGAGGACGCCACUGACCUGCUGGCCCACUGGAACGAUACCUACAACUUUAUUGCCAAAGCCAAGAAGAAUAACUCAAAGUGCCUGGUGCACUGCAAGAUGGGUGUGAGCCGCUCUGCCUCCACAGUUAUUGCCUACGCCAUGAAGGAAUACGGCUGGUCUCUGGAGAAAGCGUACAACUACAUCAAGCAGAAGAGGAGCAUAGCUCAGCCAAAUGCUGGUUUCAUGCGGCAGCUGGCGGAGUAUGAGGGAAUCCUCGACGCCAGUAAACAACGUCACAACAAGCUGUGGCGGCCUGACACAGACGAGGAAGGUUCAGACGAUCUGCAAGCAUCGGGUCACAGUACAGGUGGAGAGGAGACGCCGGUGCUCAGAGGGGAAGAGGCCUGGGGAGGCUGCGGGGCGUCACCAUGCAGGGGUCUGGAGAUGGAACCCUUAGACUCUCUCAACUAUAACUAUUACUUCAGACGUUUAUCGGACUCUGCACUCGACAGCGAGCCGUCCACACCGGUGCGGGGACCUCCUCUGUUAGGCAUGGAGAGAGUUUUUAUCGAAAUAGAGGACGUGGAGAGAGAUGCCCUGCUGGAGGACGAGGGUUUCCCCAUGGCCCACCUAACUCUGCCCGGCGAGGGCACCGCUGCUCAGACGUGCAGCCGCCUCGACCCAAUGGAGGACAUGAGACUGAGGCUGGAAUUCAGCACGCUGGAGGAAGAGGACGAGGAGGAGGCCAAGAAGGAGGAAGAAGAGAUGGCGGCCUUGGCUCAGACACCCGGGAGUUCGGGUGGGAGGAAGACGGGAGAGGAGGCCGAGGGGAACGAGGAGAGCCAGCUGGGUUUAGCCAACCUGAACACCAACAACAGCAACCGCCUGGCUGCCAAGCGUAGCUGUCCUGCAGCUUUUGAUGACAGUCCCAGCGCAGGAAACCCAUUAAAAGUGAAGCCUUCCUAUCAGUCUUGUAAAGACUGCAUGCGUCUACCACAAGGGCGGCGCUGCGACCGUCCAGCAGGAGGCCGUUCACACCGCCUUAACCCCUCCCGCCACUGCACGCUACCCUCCAUAUGCAUAGAUCCUCCAGGGACGCACUUUACUUCAACUCCGGUUCUGUCAACCCCGACGGUCAUUCCGUCUAACUUGGUCCAGCCCUGCACUAACUUCUACCAAUGUUCCAGCUGCACGAUCGGUAGCACAUCCACUCCUGAAGCCAACCAUCAGAAACUUUUCUCACCCAUGAACUGUGAGGAAACGCCUCCGGACGGCAGCUCGGUGGAGACAGAGGACAUGGAGGAGCCGCAGAACGAGGUCACGAGGCAGAGUAACGAGACCAUCGAUGUGGCUGGAGCCGACGGGCUCAAAUUUGGUGCUGAGAUUGCAAGCUUCCAGUAGGUCCUCUGCCUUAGUCCCAUUCUGACGCAUCCUCUCCAUGAAGGAGCUGGCUUACCACUGCCUCAGCUGCUGUGAUGGCUGUGAAUAUUAGAUGCUGUGGUGUUGCACCAUGAAUGCAGAAGCUCUGCAGUGACCUCUGCUGUUUCCGCCUUGCCUCAUAACUUCAGAAGAUAAGUCAGUACACUGCAAAAACACAAUGUUUUUUGUCUAGUUUCUAGUGAAAUAAAGCAGAAGUAACUGACAAAUAACUUUUCAGCAAGAUACAGUAGCCUGUUUUAAGUCAAUAAUUCCUUAAUAUUGUUUUUUUUCAAGUACUAGUUCUAUUAUAUCACUAUACGUUUUUUAUUAAUAUAAAGAAAUUAUUGACUUUAAACAAGUUCUUAUCUUGCUGAGAAGUUAUUGGUAAGUUAGUUUUUUUUAUUUCAAGUGCACUAAGACAUUUUCAUUAGAAAAAUGACCAAAAAUACUUAGGAUUUUGUGUUUUUUGCCAUCUAGCAGCUAUGUAUGACUUCACAGAGAGUGCACUUUUAUAGAAGCUGGCUGUUUUCAAAACCUGGAUAGAUGGGGCUGAGUGAGGAGAGAAGAGCUGCUUCCUAACCCGUCAUUAACUGUUUAAGAGCCUCAUAUGAACUCUGUACACUUUGCAGUCCCAGUACACAUGCAGUUUCACCUCAUUUCAGUGGCGAUGCACCCAUCAUACCUUCAGCAGAGAUUGUUAGGUCUUGUUCAUGUUGUUGCCUGGUUACAAAACGCUAAAUUUGGCAUAUUAAUCUUAACACAAACGACUUCUGACAGCAUGCUUUACGUUUUCAAUCAUAUUCAAAGUAUUCAGUAUGUACUCAUGCGGGAGCUCAAUACAAUAUUUACAUUUGGGCCUGUUCUCACACAUCAUGUUAUCCUCUUGCCUGCUGAUAUUGUUGCUGCUGCAGCUGCUUUUUGCAUUGUGUGUGUAUUCACAAUAAUUUAAGAAACGGAUGUAAUCAUGAGUCUUUGGACUACACGCUUUUCAGACUGUUUUGGUGAAGGACUGUUUUGUUCCCAGUUCUCUUUUAUUGUUGAGCCUGACCUCUUCUAUUAAAGUUAAUUGAAUCAUCUAGUUUAGGCGCUCAGUUUAGCCCAUGAAUGAGCAUGCAAAAUUACAAAACACAGGUUUUGUUAAACAUUUCUUCAUUUUUACUUGUAUUAAUAUUUUACCUGUGGGUCACACUAUUUAAUAACAACUGAAAGCACAUUGAUUUAAAAUUAAAUUUUGUCGUAAAUGGACUAAAAUGUUAGUUACCUCGAGGUACAAUUUGACUGAACCACUGUUAACAAUUUCCUCCCAUAACAAAGUUUUCCUGUUACCUCGGCCACUUCUUGUGUGUUUUUCUACUUUUCGAUACAAAACUGUGCCAUUUAUACAAAUUACAUCCACAAUAAGUGUUUGUUUUUUUUUCCUAAAAAAUGAGUAGCACUAAAGAUUCUAGAAGUACUCCAUGUAAAUGAGGGAAAGUAUUGCCCCACUGGAAUCAGAUUGUACCUUCAGGCCUCGCUUAAAAUUGAAAGAAAGUAAGAAAGAAUUAUAAGACACAACAAAAAGCCUAAAGAUUGACUUAACUGUGCAGUCUGCAGUCUUUGAGAGCUCUAAUAGAAUACGUCAGGUCUGCACCAUGAGUUUCCUGAAUGAUUUGAGCAUGCAUUGCUCAUUGUCAUAGCAAAUCUGACUUUAUUAAUACAGCGUUUUAAGAACAGAUUCAACCUCAUCAAAUCCAACACCUGGCUCUGAGUAUCAUAAUUUAUUAUAUUUACUCACUAAAAAAAAUAUUUCAGGCUCUACAGCCUUGGUGUGAUUAAUGUGGCGAUUGCAACUCCACAGCAAGGCUGAAUCUGAUCAUGAAAGUGCAGAAUCUUAUUCUUUGUAAUAUAACUGUGUAGACUGUUAAACAAAUAUCUUUCACCUUGUCACUAAAAUACGGUUUUCCAGAUUUGAUAGGGAUGGUGUUUCUGGAGGUUAUGGGGGCGAUACAUUUGUAAUUGCACAUCAACCAGUCAAAAAUUUAGAAUUGUUCUUAAAUCCAGUUAAUCUUAUCUUCAUUCUUCAAGAAAUAUAAAUAUAGCACAAAGAAAUGUUAAUGGUACUCUUCCUUUUUGUCAAAGAAGUGAAACUCUGUUAAAAGCUGGAAAAUAUUUGAGAUUCAUAACAAAAGCUGCUUUUUUUAUAAACUGGAUGGUCUGUGGCACAUGGAGGUUUUGACGUCUGGCCAAACCAUUUUGUUUAAAUCUUUCUCAUUUUAUUUUGAAGAUUAUUUUGGUUUUUACAUGAGCAUUCAGUCCAACUCACAGUUGUCCAGUUUAUUGGAAGUUGAGCCAUGAUUAGUUUCUCUUCAGGUUCUUUCUCUGUAGCUGAUGGUACUUUUUUUUUUUUUUUUUAAUGUCUGAGCCUGAAUGAUGCCUGCUUGUGUGCAGGAAAAGCACUUGUUUGUUGUUUUCCUCUGUCUAUUUUGAGAACUUCAGGGAAAUGAGAGAGCUAAAAGAGUCAUUGCUGAUUAGUUGCAUCUACCUUUUGUGUUAUUUUACACAUUUUUAUACAUCUUAGAAGAAAAAAAUCCAUCCAGUUUGUCUUAGCUGAAUCUGAGAGAGCUGUGAGUUUGCUCUUCUGAUGAAAUUAUAAUACUUUGGGUGUUUCUCAAGCUGUUUUGUUCCUUCCUUUGACUAUCUGAGCAUCUUUAACACAUAUUUCGGACAUUUUUUAAGAGUCUAACUGUUGUAUUUAAAAGUAUAAUUCAGUUCUAAUUGUUAUACAAUUAAUUUUGCAGACUGGAAUUGCAUAAACCUAUACAUGAAAUUCUCACGUUUUUCUUUUGUUUAGAUUUUGUGACAUCUAGUGGUAAAGCUGCAAAUUGCAACUACCUGAAAAGCUUCAUCUUACCUUCUUUGUGCCACAUAUUUCCACAUAUUUCACUCAUUAAUAUAUUACUUUAACUGGACUACGCCAGGAUGUUUGAAAUCUAGCCAAUCAUGUAGUUCACUGUAAUAUUAAAUAAUUCUGAUUUUCUUGUUUUGCGUUUAUCGUAGAUAUGUGCCUGUGUGAUAUGUUUUCAAGAUUGUUUCUAUUUCUUAAAAUAAAAUGCCUCUGAGAGCUUAUUUAUAAAAUUCAGGUGGUAUGUAUAAAACAUGUGUCUAUCACUCAGAAGUAUGAGGUCUAUGCCCCAUCCGGUGCUAUUAUUUUUAUGAUUUUUACAAUUGUUUUUGUUUAAUUAGGAUACCAUUGUUGUUGUUUUUAUUUUAAUCGUUAAUAUCUCAAUUUUGUUCUGUAUAUUUUUUAACUUCUGUGAGCUUUCGGUGACUAUUUGGGUAUGGUUGUACAUUUUUAAGGUGUGGUGGUUUCUUGCAAAGCAUUUUCUGGUGUUUAAAAAACGAGCCGUCUGCCACAGGAUAAUUUGUACUCAUUAUGACGACCGAUUUUCUGCUGCAAUGAGAUGGGAUCACAUGACUCCAGUAAACGAUGGCCUUCAGCAGAAGUUAUUCUGGUUCAUUUGUGGGUCAUAAUCAAAAGGUGCUGACCGUCCCAAAAUAGAGAUCAGAAUCACAAUUAUUAGAAACGGAGUUGGAAUAUAAAAGGUACAGAACAUAUUUUAUUGCUAAAAGUGAACUAUGUGAGCUCUGAGCUCUCCAUAAUUCAUGAAAAAUAGUUCAAUAAAUUGAUACGCAAUGCUUUAGGUGCAGGGGUAUAAAAUGGAAGCAGGAAGGCAUGAAAUGGUGAUGUAUGGGCACAAAAUGAGUACUAAUUAUCAGAAAUUAGAAUUGUUCAGGAGCCUUAAAUUCAAAUAUCCGCUAUGCCACCAACUAGAAAAUGCUCAGUUUCAGUUUUAGUUUUUGCUACCUGGUGCUCUGUCUGCAUCAGUCUCCUUCAUAGGUUAUUGAAUUACUUAGACUCUUAACAGCUAAUUUACUUGAUAGUCAUCGUACUCUCUUUCUGUCUUCAAACUUCAGCAUCAUAUUUGUUUUGCUUUUUGCCUCACAUUUAAAUAUCCUUUUGUAUUGAAGUGCCUUAAUUGUGGCCAGAGCUCUGUUGUAAAGCACCCCAUCGAUUGCAAAUGGGUUUUCAGAAAAUGUGUUUAACUUCUAAUUUAUCGUCACUGUUUGAAAGUUUAUGCUUCUUGCAGCAUUUAACUCGGCACAUGAAUAUUGUAUGCAAACAAAUAUGCUCAUACAUGCCAUUCUCUCCCUCAUAACUCACAUACUUAAUGGACUUCCAUCUAUUAUUAGCCUGUAAUGAUACUGUAUUUGUUAUCGUAUAGCUUGCCGUAUGCUGCAUCGGUUCAGUAGCUGGCUGAACAUUUAUUUGCUGGAAAAAGAGAAAUCAUUUGCAUCAAAUUGUUACAAAUUAAGAGUUUGUCUUUGAGAUGCUGCAUCUGGACAAGUCUUUCUUCUGCAGUACAUCAGCUUAACAACAUUAAGAAAAAAAUACCAAUAGUGUUAUUGUGUACCAAGAAGCACUUGUGAAUUAUUGUGUUUUUAGCACAGUAAAAAUGAUUUGCAAUCAUUGUAACUUUGGAAAAUAUUUUCCAGUUGUGAAUUAGUUUUUUUAAAUUUUUAUUUAUUUAUUUUUCAGUUCAAUUGGUGCCAAAUACAGGCAUCAAAAAGGACAAUCCCAGUUAUGAGCCGGACAUAACCGUGAGGGCUGUGGGGCAAAUUGUAGUUUAAAAGGGGGAAUUGUAUUUAUUGAGUGUACAGAGCACAAGUAUUUCCCAAAGCAUGUGAGGUUGAGAUGAGUGGUAAAUCUAGAAAAAAAAAACACCUGGAGAGCAAGCUGAUUUAAUGUUCACAUUUUGUUUUCUGGUUAUCUGUGUACUGUAUCAGUGUUCAGGUGUACACACCUUCUUUUUUUUUUCCUUUUUUUUUUACAUUUUGUUACACUGUGUCCAGUCUGAUGUAUA
Molecule: messenger RNA, 7784 nt
Organism: Gambusia affinis (western mosquitofish)
Lineage: Eukaryota; Metazoa; Chordata; Actinopteri; Cyprinodontiformes; Poeciliidae
Gene: ssh1b
Product: slingshot protein phosphatase 1b
Exons: 15
Coding region: 403-2865 (820 amino acids)
Biological process (GO): actin cytoskeleton organization; protein dephosphorylation; negative regulation of actin filament polymerization
Cellular component (GO): cytoplasm
Molecular function (GO): protein tyrosine/serine/threonine phosphatase activity; actin binding
Source: RefSeq, a predicted model, not a curated record